This is a messenger RNA of Geodia barretti, 807 nucleotides long. The record is from the annotation of a GenBank genome assembly. Lineage: Eukaryota; Metazoa; Porifera; Demospongiae; Tetractinellida; Geodiidae.
AUGGACGGUAGUCUACUGAACGAACUGGAGUUCUUCCCUCCCACGAAUAAGUCCGCCAACAGCGUAGCCGGUGCUGGUGCUGCCCAGUCCAGCAACUUUGGGCAGAGCGGCCUGGGGCUGUACCAGAACGAGGAGUCGGUCGACUUUUCCUCGUGGCUCCCAGACGUCUUCAGCAGCGUCGGCGAGGUGCCCACGGCCGUUGUAGCCGUCCCGUCUCCCCAGACAGUCGCCACCGGCCCGACGAGUGCCCGACAGAGCUACCGCGAGGCACCUACGACCACUACGAGCGGAGACGUCGCCGCUGCCGCAUUUUCGUCCUCCUUUGGCAACUUCUGCUCCCCGCCCACUCCGCAACAACCGCCAAACCACAACUCCCGGAUCAACAUGUACGACACUGAGGGCUCCGGAGCUGUGGGUGGGAUCUCCCUACCCCACUCCCAAACCACUAUCACCAGUCUAACUGACCCAACCUCGCUCCUUCUCCCUGACUCCCUCGUGGGGACGAGACCAGCCCCGGGCAAGGCAUCCAAGAAAUCGUCCAAGAAAAAGACGCCCGAGAAGGACACGAGGGAGUACCGGGAGAAGCGAGAGAGGAACAACGUUGCCGUGAGAAAGAGUCGGGAGAAGAACCGGGUCCAGAUCAUGGAGACCCAGCAGCGGGUGAAGGACCUUGAGGACGAGAACUCGGCCCUCCAGUCAAAGAUCACGCUCCUGUCCAAGGAACUCAAGGUGCUCAAGGACCUCUUUGCCAGUGCGGGGGUGAGCCAGCCGGCUUCCCUCUGCCUCAAAUCAGAGCCCGACAACUGA